Molecule: messenger RNA, 1956 nt
Organism: Closterium sp. Naga37s-1
Lineage: Eukaryota; Viridiplantae; Streptophyta; Zygnematophyceae; Desmidiales; Closteriaceae
Source: the annotation of a GenBank genome assembly
AUGGACGACCUUCUUUUCCCGCUCGCACCGCCUCACUCUCCGCCCUCUACCCUUCUCGCACCGCCUCACUCUCCGCCCAACAGCCACGGCACUACCACCACCACCAGCAGCAGCAGCAUGGGAGGGACACCGUCAGUGUUACCACCACCGUCGGACUCUCUCGCUACCGCACUCCCCGCCAUGGACGACCUUCUUUUCCCGCUCGCACCGCCGCAUUCUCACUCUUCCCUGCCCGCACCGCCGCACUCUCCGCACUCUUCCCCCCUCGCAAGCGACGAAGUGCAAAUACAGCGCAUGCUGGCUGGGCUCUCGCAUCUCGCACGCUUCCUGCGACUGCAGGACGCACAGCAGCCUGACGUGCAGCCUCUGGAAGCACAGCAGCCUGACGCGCAGCCUCUGGAAGCACAUCAGCACGUGGGCGGUGGGAAUGCGGUGGACAGCAGCGGCAUGCAUGAUCAUGAUUUCCUCGCACGCGAGCCACUAACGGAGACUGUUAUUCCUGUCUUUAACGAGGACAGGACUGCAGAGUGCGGACCACCACUACAAGCGGCAGAAGCAGCAGUUGCAGCGGCAGCAGCAGUAGCAGAGGCAGAGGCAAAGGCAAAGGCAGGGGAGGCGGUGCUUUCAAGCCGGGUGGCGACGAGGGUGCAGAUGGAGGGGGGAAGAGAGGACGAAAGGCAGCAGCUCUUGGCUCUCCUGCGGGCGCGCAAACAGGCAGAGGACCUGCACCUGUUGAAGCAACUAAGGCGGAAGCAGCAGCAGACGCAGCAGCAGCAGCAGCAGCAGCAGCAGCAGCAGCAGCAGCAGCAGCAGCAGCAGCAGCAGCAGCAGCAGCAGCAGCAGCAGCAGCAGCAGCAGCAGCAGCAGCAGCAGAAACAGCAGCAACAGCAGCAGCAAGACCUACGGAAGCGGCAGAAGGGGCAGAGGGUGGUGAGUCAAGAGCAGGCAGGGGUUCCCCAGGCGCCACAAGUGCAACAGCAGUGGCAGCAUCGGCAGGAGCAGCAGGAGCAUCAGCAACAGGAGCAUCAGCUGAAAGGAGGGAAGGAGGAGCACUGGCUCUCAGCUUUCACGGCUCUUCCGGGCGCGGGAACAUCAGCAAAACGAGUUGAGACCGCCCUUGCUUCCACGUUUGCUCCCAGAUACCGUCCAGAUGGCGCUCUGCAAUUGGCUCGUGGUGGAGGUGGGUGGGGACGCAAGGGAGGGCGCGACGGGAAGAGGAGUGGUGGCAGCUGUGGUGACAGUGGUGGCGGAAGUGGUGGCAACAGUGGCGGCGGCAGUCCCCUCAAAUCUGCUCUGCGUGGCAGUGGCACCAACCCCAGCAGUGCCAGGAGCAAAGCUUUCCACGAUAACGACGUGACGGCAGACAGCACAGCGACUAGACGAGUGGGAGUAUCAGACAUGAGCGGUGUGAACGGCAUGGGUGGCACGGGCGGCAGGGUUUGGUGGCAUUCUGGCGACGAUUUUGGUGCGGGCGUGUGCCUUCAGCAGCCUGUGUGCGACACAGAUGGUUUGCUCCGACCUUCUUCAGACGAAAUUCAGUGCGGGAAAGCUGAAGGGUGGCAUGCACAAGAUGUGUGCGGGGUGAGAUACCAGAGCUCGACCAUUGGCUGCUGCGCAUGCGACGUGCAAGAUGAGUGUGCCACGGACAACGAGCGGUUGCCUCGGUGCCAGGCCGUCAGGACUGGUUCGGCGCCGAACCAAAGGAUUAAGAGGCGCAGCAUCGCGGAGCGGCAGAGGAGGGGGAGGAUCAGUGAGGGGCUGCGGAGGCUGCGGGUGAAGGUGAGGGGGCGAGGGGACACGUGCGCUAUGCUGGAUAGGGCAGUGGGUUAUGUUGAUGCGCUGGAGAGGCGAGUGAUGGAGCUAGAGGGGGUUGUCAUGGCGGCUGCUGGGUCUGGGAGAAACGGUUUCCCCAAGAAUGCAUUUGCUGGUGGUGUUGCUGGUUGGCCUUUUGAGUGA